GGUGGUAUAUAUUAAUUCUUACAUCAAAAUUCGACAAGUUCAAUGAGUAUGAUGGCGAAUUUUACUCUUUUUUAUUUUCUCGUAACGGCCCUGGUUUCCCAAGUUCUGGGAAGAAUUGCCCCGACAGACCACGAGAACAAUUUGAGUUUGCAUAGAGUGAAUACAGACCUGGAAUACGAUAUUAGCAAGAAAACAAAAUCCUUCGCAUUGGCCAGUAUUGAUGAGGCGCAAUACUUACCUAGUUCGCAAUUUAUGAGGAAAGUUCUGAAAGGAGUGGCUCUUGAUUUGGCUUCUUUAAGGAAAAAUGUUAAAAAAACUCUUUUGUCUCUUGACAAUUUGUCUGGAAAAUCGGAGAUUCCAAAUUCACAAACAUCAAGCCCAGUGAAUUCUGCCCUGAAUGGUUUUGAACUCGCAUUAGAUCCAAAACCAGCAACCAAGGAUUUAAAAAAUUACAUGCCAAAUAAUCAAGCACAGAUGAGUUCUGCAAAUUUCCUAAGAAACUUUGGAAAACUUGUUGAUAAUAGUGUCUACAAUUCAGCUUCACAAUCAGGAACCAAUGUGAAUCCCUGGGCUGCAUUUUCCAAUUCUGGGCAGUAUCCACUAUACGACUCAACUUGGAUGAGUGGAAGUAAGCUUCCGGAUUUUAACACAAAUCCCAAGAAAAUUGCCUAAUAAAAUGAUCAACGCAUAUAAAAGUUAAUCAUACAAGGAAAAAAUUUUUUAAUGGAUACCUAAUUAUCUAAAUAAUUUUGGAUAGGUGUAUAUUUUUCCAAUUUAUUAUUUUUAGGCUAAAAAAUAAAAUUGU
Messenger RNA from Belonocnema kinseyi, 805 nucleotides. RefSeq lists its product as uncharacterized. Bases 43 to 672 code for a protein of 209 amino acids. The transcript has 6 exons. NCBI's taxonomy places the organism in Eukaryota, Metazoa, Arthropoda, Insecta, Hymenoptera, Cynipidae. The record is from RefSeq and is a predicted model, not a curated record.